CCCAGCUGGGCCCUCAUUCCUGUCUCAGAUGGAGCCUGACUCCUCUCUGUGCCACAUGCACGCAUGUUGGCUCUUGGGCCACAGAGGAUCUGGUGAGGAUGAAGAAAUGGGGUAGCUCAGACUCUGGGGAGUCGGAGGACCCACCCCAGGAGGCUACCUUGCCAAACCCUAACUCCAAGUCACCUGCAGUCAAGCUGCCCAUCCUCAAGGUCAAGUGUCGGCCCCGGCUCUUUGGGAAGGGUGACUCCGAGGAGGCUUCCCACAUGGACAGCUCUUACGAGGAAGGCCAGGGUGCCUUCUGCCCAGCCAUCACCGUCAGCUCUGCUGUCCUCCUCCCGGGGCCUGGGGAUGGCCCCGCCUGUGUCAGGCAGCUCUCUCAGGACCCUGCCCCCGCGGGCCCCGAGAAGGCUCUCUACGAUCGCAGGAGGAUCUUUGAAGCGGUCGCUCAGAAUAACUGUGAGGAGCUGGAGAGCCUGCUGCUCUUCCUGCAGAAGAGCGAGAAGCACCUCAUGGACAGCGAGUUCAAAGACCCGGAGACAGGGAAGACGUGCUUGUUAAAAGCCAUGCUCAACCUCCAUGAUGGGCACAAUGACACCAUCCCCCUGCUGCUGGAGAUAGCGCGGCAGACCAACAGCCUGAAGGAGCUGGUCAACGCCAGCUACACGGACAGCUACUACAAGGGCCAGACAGCGCUCCACAUUGCCAUCGAGAGGCGGAACAUGGCGCUAGUGACCCUGCUGGUGGAGAAUGGGGCAGAUGUCCAGGCAGCGGCCAACGGGGACUUCUUUAAGAAAACCAAAGGACGGCCUGGCUUCUACUUUGGUGAGCUGCCACUCUCCCUGGCUGCAUGCACUAACCAGCUGGGCAUCGUGAAGUUCCUGCUGCAGAACUCCUGGCAGCCGGCCGACCUCUGCGCUCGGGACUCGGUGGGCAACACCGUGCUGCACGCCCUGGUGGAGGUGGCCGACAACACCGCCGACAACACCAAGUUUGUGACAAGCAUGUACAACGAGAUCCUCAUCCUGGGGGCCAAGCUCCACCCAACGCUGAAGCUGGAGGAGCUCGUCAACAGGAAGGGGCUGACGCCGCUGUCGCUGGCCGCCAGUACCGGGAAGAUCGGGGUAUUGGCCUAUAUUCUGCAGAGGGAGAUCCAGGAGCCCGAGUGCAGGCACCUGUCGAGGAAGUUCACGGAAUGGGCCUACGGGCCCGUGCACUCUUCACUCUACGACCUGUCCUGCAUCGACACCUGUGAGAAGAACUCGGUGCUCGAGGUGAUCGCCUACAGCAGCAGUGAGACCCCUCCUCCGUUCAAGCUGAAUAACACCAAAGACUAUUUCCGAGUCACUGGAGAGAUUCUGUCUGUGUUCGGGGGUGUCUACUUCUUCUCCCGAGGGAUUCAGUAUUUCCUGCAGAGGCGGCCUUCACUGAAGACCUUGUUUGUGGACAGCUACAGUGAGAUGCUUUUCUUCGUGCAGUCCGUGUGCAUCCUUGGGACGGUGGCGCUGUACUUCUGCCAGCGCAAGGAGUAUGUGGCCUCCAUGGUGUUCUCCCUCGCCAUGGGCUGGACCAACAUGCUCUACUACACCCGCGGCUUCCAGCAGAUGGGCAUCUACGCUGUUAUGAUUGAGAAGAUGAUCCUGAGAGACCUGUGUCGCUUCAUGUUCGUCUACCUCGUUUUCUUGUUCGGGUUUUCCACAGCAAUUGUGACGCUGAUAGAGGAUGGGAAGAAUGGCUCUGUGCAGGCUGAGCCCAUACCCAACAGGUGGCAGCGACCUGGUUCCCGGGGGACUAACAGCUCUUACAACAACCUGUACUCCACGUGUCUGGAGCUGUUCAAGUUCACCAUCGGUAUGGGCGACCUGGAGUUCACGGAGAACUACGAAUUCAAGCCUGUCUUCAUCAUGCUGCUGCUGUCCUAUGUGAUCCUCACCUACAUCCUGCUGCUCAACAUGCUUAUCGCCCUCAUGGGCGAGACUGUCAACAAGAUCUCGCAGGAGAGCAAGAAUAUCUGGAAGCUGCAGAGAGCCAUCACCAUCCUGGACACAGAGAAGAGCUUCCUGAAAUGUAUGAGGAAAGCCUUCCGCUCGGGCAAGCUCCUGCAGGUGGGGUACACACCUGAUGGCAAGGAUGACUACAGGUGGUGUUUCAGGGUGGAUGAAGUGAACUGGACCACAUGGAACACCAAUGUGGGCAUUAUCAAUGAAGACCCCGGCAACUGUAAAGGCAUCAAGCGCACCCUGAGCUUCUCCCUGCGGCCUCACAGAGUUUCAGGGAGAAAUUGGAAGAACUUUGCCUUGGUCCCCCUCUUGAGAGAUGCAAGUACUCGAGAAAGGCCUGCCGUCCAGCCGGAGGAGGUUCACCUGAGGCACUUCGCUGGGUCCCUCAAGCCAGAAGAUGCUGAGGUCUCCAGGGAUUCUGUUGUUUUCAGGCAGAAGUGAGGAGCGCCACACAGGGUGCUCUCAAGGCUGGGCCUUAGGAUGGCCACUGUUGCUGGGGGGCUUGUCCGGGAACUUCAGCGUUCUGGUGUCGGCCUGAGCCAGUCUGCACCUGCCCAGGCUCUGAGGGUGGAGGAGCGAGGCUGAGGCUUUAUAGUCCUCUCUCUUUGGAAAGUGGUAUAGCUGUGCCUCCAAUCUCCCAACAGGAAAUGAGUUUGUCUUCAAGUUUCUACUGACUUUAUUAAACAGGGUGGAUGACCCAUCUCUACUUUGACAUGUUUUCUUUGGCUUUAGAUCGCUGGGAGUAAAAGCAAACAAAACCCAGGAAGACACUUUUAAAGCCAAAUGCUUCCUUUGAUGUAAAACCAGAAAGUUCCUCUCUCUGUAUUGCACUUAAUAAAAUCACUGGCCAGAGU
This is a messenger RNA of Echinops telfairi (small Madagascar hedgehog), 2851 nucleotides long. RefSeq names its product transient receptor potential cation channel subfamily V member 1 (gene TRPV1). Gene Ontology annotation, biological process: calcium ion import across plasma membrane. Gene Ontology annotation, molecular function: calcium channel activity; protein binding. The record is from RefSeq and is a predicted model, not a curated record. Bases 99 to 2438 code for a protein of 779 amino acids. Gene Ontology annotation, cellular component: membrane. Lineage: Eukaryota; Metazoa; Chordata; Mammalia; Afrosoricida; Tenrecidae. The transcript has 15 exons.